AUGGCAAAACACUUUGAUUUGUUCAUCAACAAAGGGAAGACAAAAUAUAUGGCUCUCAAUGUCCCCAAAGCGACAACCAGAGUAGACAUAGAAGUGCUAAAAGAAAGGAGAUUUAUUCUGGAACUCCGCAAGUGGCAGGCAGUGGUGACUGAGAGUAGAAAAAUUUUGCCUCUGUUUAGCAUUCCACUAAUUAUUUUAAUAAUUUUGGUCAUUGGAGGGUUUGUUGGAAAUGGAUUUAUUGCAGUCAUUAAUUGCCUUGACUGGAUCAAAAGUAGAAAAAUCUCUUCCUCUGAUAUGAUCCUGAUCCCUCUGAACACAUCAAGAUUUGUGUUGCAGGGGACGUUAACAGCGCAUAUCCACAGUCUCUACUUUCCAAAUAUACUCAAACUGGCUCCUCUGUAUACAGCAUCUGUUAUCCUACGGAUGUUUGUAAACCAUGCCAGUCUCUGGUUUGCCACCUGCCUCAGCAUCUUGUACUGCAUGAAGAUCAUCAGUUUCACCCAACUGCUCUUACUGUGAAUGAAGCAGAGAAUCUAUGGGAUGGUUCCAUGGCUGCUCCUGGGGUCGGUGCUGGUUUCUUCUGUCACCUCUAUCCCAUUGUUGUGGACUCUGUGUGCAAUUCAGCACUGUAACUCAACAGCGGAUCAUCUAGAGAACAACUCUGUGACCAUUGUAGGGAGUUUCUUUCCUCUUACAAUAUCUUUGGUGUCUUCAAUUCUUUUAAUUACUUCUCUAUGGAGUCACACCAAGAAGAUGCAACAAAAUAUAACCAGCUUCAGGGAUCCCAAGACAGGAGCUUAUAUAAAUGCCAUAAAAGCAUUAAUCUCUUUCCUUAUCCUCUAUGUUUCCAGUUUUGCUGCUCAAACUCUAUUAUUACUGCUUAACAAGGUAGAUAACUACAUCUGGACUUUUGAAAUCUGUGCAAUAAUGGUUGCUGCAUAUGCUUCGGUACACUCCAUUAUCUUGAUUUUAAUUAAUUCCAAACUAAAAGUGAGGAUUCUCCAAUGUACAUAG
This is a messenger RNA of Chelonia mydas (Green sea turtle), 1014 nucleotides long. Its product is annotated as taste receptor type 2 member 40-like. The record is from RefSeq and is a predicted model, not a curated record. NCBI's taxonomy places the organism in Eukaryota, Metazoa, Chordata, Testudines, Cheloniidae. Gene Ontology annotation, cellular component: membrane. The transcript has 3 exons. Gene Ontology annotation, molecular function: bitter taste receptor activity; G protein-coupled receptor activity. Gene Ontology annotation, biological process: sensory perception of taste; G protein-coupled receptor signaling pathway; detection of chemical stimulus involved in sensory perception of bitter taste.